CCCGCUAACACUGUCGUCCCGCCCUUUCCCUGAUGCUCGUGAUUGGCACCGCGCCAUUGGCUCCGCCUCCCGCCCCUCCCGCAUCUCUGUCCGCCCAUUGGUCGCAGCGAGCCAUCGGUCGCUGGCCGGGUCCCGCCCCCUCGCUGAGCGUAGGAACUUCCUAUUGGUCCGGGUUUCUCUAUGUAGUCCUGGCUGUCCUGGGAUUCACUCUGUAUAUAAUGGCCUCAAACUCAGAGAUCUGCGUGCCUCUGACUCCCCAGUGCUGGAUUAAAGGGUCUCACGAUGUCACUUGCCAGGCAUGGAGCUCACUGUGUACGUCCAGCUUUCUUCAGAUCUUUACUGUCCUACAAGCAAAUUCUCACGUAUCCAAAAUGGCUUUGUGUGAUCUCUGCCUCCCAAAUGAUCCCUGAUUGGCUAAUAAACUUGCCUGCAGCCUGGUCUGGGCAGAAAAGAGCUUGUAGCUUGCUGCUCACUGCUGCCAGCUCUCUCCCAGCAUUAUGGCCUUCACUGGCAAAUUUGAAUUUGAGAGUGAGAAGAAUUAUGACGAGUUCAUGAAGCACCUGGGUCUUCCUGCAGAUGUGAUUGCCAAGUGGCAUGGCUUCAAGAUCAUCACCGAGGUACAGCAGGAUGGGCAGGACUUCACCUGGACCCAGUAUUACUCUGGGGGCAACACCAUGACCAACAAGUUCACCAUUGGCAAAGAAUGUGAAAUACAGACCAUGGGAGGAAAGAAGUUCAAGGCUACCGUGAAGAUGGAAGGUGGGAAGGUGGUGGCAGACUUCCCCAACUAUCACCAGACUUCGGAGAUUGUGGGUGACAAGUUGGUGGAGAUCUUCACCAUCGGGGACGUGACCUAUGAGCGCGUAAGCAAGAGGCUGGCCUGAGCCACCAGGCUGGGCUCCGAGGGGCUACUACCCACCAAUAAAAGUGCUCUGUG
Molecule: messenger RNA, 937 nt
Organism: Psammomys obesus (fat sand rat)
Lineage: Eukaryota; Metazoa; Chordata; Mammalia; Rodentia; Muridae
Gene: Fabp6
Product: fatty acid binding protein 6
Exons: 8
Coding region: 498-884 (128 amino acids)
Biological process (GO): fatty acid transport
Cellular component (GO): nucleus; cytosol
Molecular function (GO): fatty acid binding
Source: RefSeq, a predicted model, not a curated record